Messenger RNA from Onthophagus taurus, 904 nucleotides. Its product is annotated as U11/U12 small nuclear ribonucleoprotein 35 kDa protein-like. NCBI's taxonomy places the organism in Eukaryota, Metazoa, Arthropoda, Insecta, Coleoptera, Scarabaeidae. Gene Ontology annotation, molecular function: snRNA binding; mRNA binding. Gene Ontology annotation, biological process: mRNA splicing, via spliceosome. Gene Ontology annotation, cellular component: precatalytic spliceosome. The record is from RefSeq and is a predicted model, not a curated record.
UUUUAUUAAAAACGAAUUAUAAGUUCUAAAUUCUAAAAAGGGAAUACCCAUAACAAUAAACAUAACCUCAAUUGACUCAAAAUGAGUGAAACUAAUUCCAGUAACAAAAGCGAGGCAUGGUCCCAAUACGCAAAACAUUACAACCCCUUAAAAAUAGGUUCAAUAGAUGGUACAGACACUGAGCCCCAUGAUAAAGCAAUCGUUCGUGCAAUCGAUUCUGAUUACAUCCCUAAUAAAUUCGUUAAGGGUCGACCUGAAUGUACGAUUUUCGUUAGUCGUUUGAACCCAAAAACGACCAAGGAUACUAUCAAAGAAAUCUUUUCAAAGUUUGGACAAUUAAAGCGUUUUCGUUUAGUACGAGAUAUUGUAACAGGUUUUCCAAAAGGUUAUGCUUUUAUUGAAUACGAAUCUGAAUCCUCUGCUGAAGAAGCAUAUCGCAGUGCUUAUAGGAUGAAUAUAGAUGGAAAUGUUGUUUUUGUUGAUUUUGAAUGCGAACGAUUAUUAAAAGGUUGGAAACCGAGAAGAUUGGGGGGCGGAUUUGGAGGGAAAAAAGAAUCAGGACAAUUAAGGUUUGGAGGGAGAGAUAGACCAUUUAGAAAACCAAUUCAUUUAGAGAUAAGAGAACGUGAGGAGAAGUCUCGAACUGGAAGGUUUCGGCAAAGAAGUUAUGAUUCUGAUGAAGAAAGGAGAAAACGAAGAAGGAGUCGAAGUGGAGAGAGAAGAAGGGAUAGGGAAAGAAGUUAUAGAUAGAAUAAUCGUGUUAAUUAUUUUUGUAAUUUCUAAGUACAAAACUUCACCAUUCAGCAAAUAUUUCACUCUUUUUUUUGAAUGUCUUCUGUGUCAUUAGUUUGUGGUAAUUUAUUAUACAGAUGAACUCCAAUAUAGUUGAUACCAUGUUAAGUUU